AUGGACGUCAGGGUGUUCAACCCUUUCGCACCGAGCUAUCGAAACACCUCCCUCUCUCAGUGCUAUCGUAAGAAUGAACUGGAGAAAAGAAGAGCGUACGACGAAAGAAUUAGAGAAGUAGAACACGGGUCAUUUUCUCCGCUGGUCUUCUCGACAGCGGGUGGUAUGGGUGCCACUGCAAACGUGGUCUACAAGAGAAUAGCAUCCUUGAUGACUGAAAAACACGGCAAGCCAUAUAGCAAGACAAUAAACUGGCUUAGGUGCCGACUUAGCUUUUCAUUGUUACGAUCAGCGAUGUGCCUACGUGGAUCCAGAUCUUCCCACCACAAUCCAAUUAAUUCCUUUGGUGGGGAGAUUGAACUAGCACUAGUUGAAGGACGUGUAUCUUGCUGAACAAAAUUUAAACUGUAAUUGUAUAGGAACAUACGAAAUCGUUUGGAAAACUAAUAAACAGAUGCAACUUAUCGUUUAACUUUAAACAUUUUUUUUUAUUGUAACUAUAAUUUUAAUGUGUAUUUUUAAACUUAUCCAACUUAGAAUCCUGGUCUACGACUUCUGGUCUCCCCUUUAAUCAAAUAAAUAUCGGUCGCUGUCUAUACUCAUAAAACGAAGUCAGUUGUGACUAUAUACAAGAUGAAGGGUGAAACUCUAGAAAUAACAAAAUCGGAACGAGAUCUUGGCGUCUGGAUGUCAACUGAUCUCAUCUGGAAUAAUCAAGUAGUAGCACAAUCUUCCCGUGCUAACAAGUUGCUAGGCUAUAUCAGACGGAACGCACGGUUCAUUCAAAACACCAGCGUGAGGAGGGCAUUGUAUUUAACAUUAGUACGCCCUCACUUAGGAUAUGCCACCCAGAUCUGGUCGCCACAGUCCAUCAACCUAAUUGCAAGAUUGGAAAAGUUCAAAGACGUGCCACGAAAUUUAUUCUCAAUCAGUCGUUUUCCAAUCCAGACAGUUAUACCUCGCGAUUACAGUCUUUAUCAUUACUUCCAUUAUGCUACUGCCAUGAGUUUUUGGAUUUGUUUUUUUUCUUUAAAAUGGUGAGCAAUCUGGUAAUAAUCGAACCUUGAUCUGUAUUACCAAAAACCCGAAGCACCAGACCGACUAGUUCGUCUAUAACCACGGACGUACCUAACUUUGCCAUUCCCAGGAGCAAAAUAACGACGCAUCGACGCUCGUUUCUAAGUCGAACAACCAUGAGGGUGUGGAACAGCCCAGCUGACGAACUGAAACUUUACAUGAUAAAUCUGAACUCAUUUAAAUCUACUAUUCCAAGUUAUUACUUUCGUGCUUUGGAAAUUUCCUACGAUCCUGAAAAUCCAAGAACAUUCAAAACUAUAUGUACCAAGUGUAAUACCGCGCUCGAACUCUGGUUCAGCCUCUUAAGUGCUGCUAUUAGUUAUUAUUUUAUUUAGAUAGUUUUUUAUGUUUGUAUUUCCUAAUUCGGGGCCGCAGUAAUUGGCUCACGCUGUUGAGGUCACCCUGCCUAUAGUCAUGUAUAUUAUUCUUGUUCUUGUUAUAGUUUUGUGUAUUGUAAUAUGGCGAAACUAAUAAAUAAAUAAAUAAAUAAAUGUUGCGAGGUUUAGAAAUGAAGCGAAUGUCCUUUAUUUUAGAUUGUUCUUGUAAUCUUGUUCUCUUUUAGGAAGCAAUAAUAGAUGCUAAAGACAAAAAUGUGUCUCACCUUCCAACUUUCCAAGGUCUCCCAAACUGAUCGAUAAGGGUAACAAACUUAUAGUGUUUUAUAUGAAGCUCUUUUUUGAAAUAAAUGCGUGAGCUUUGCUUUAGUUAAAAGCAUAAAAGGCGUUCUAAAAUCCACAACGAUACUUGGACGUAAUGUUUCAGAAAAAGACAAUGUUAUUUUUUUCAAGUGGUAUUCUGGACAUUUUUGACCGCCAUACGUAAGGGUCGCAUCGCGAACAUUGAGAUAUGAUAUAAAGUUUCCUCAAGUGUUUGCAGUGUUUUCUGCACAAUCUAGCAGCACUUCUAACAAUACUCCAUGAUGACUUGAAAAAUGAGCCAACUACGAGUGAAAUGAGCAGGGUCGAAACUCUACAAACAUGCCACCAUAGAAACUGAAAUUUGAAUGGGCGUUUUGCGAAAACAUCGGACGAUUGUACUAACUUCUACGGGACAAAUUUUGACAUGUAUCGUUGAAUAUUUUCAAAUUCAUACCAAGAAGUCAUAAAGGAUCGUUGAUUACGCCUCAGUUUCUAUUGGGGGGAGGGGGGUGUUAUUUUUUUAAUAUGGCUAUUUUAGGGAGGUAGUUUUCUAUUUUUCUAAAGGAAAAGGGGGGGGGGUAAAUUUUGAAGUUGAAAAUGAUUCUUACAGCAUACUUAUCAAUCAAUCAAUCAAUCAAUACAAUAGAAGUUUAUUUGAAUAAUAUAUACACAUGACAGUACAACAUUCAAAUCCUGCAAUAGUAAGCUAAUCGCGGCAGGAAAUGAAUCUACUUGAAUAAUAUUUUUUAACUGAGUUAUAUGUAUAGAGGGAAUAAGGUAAAUUAUUUACAGAACGAGAGUUUAGAUAAACGAUUGGCUAUGGAAAUUUUUAAAUGAAAAAUAUUAUACAUAACACAAAUAUAUUCUUUUUUGAAAGUAAUUAGAGAGUUAUAAUAAGCUGAAAAUUAUAUCGCCGUUACAUUAGGCAACAUUUUAAUUAUCGCACGUCAACAUAGUCAUUUUAAGUAUUAUUAAAAGAGCUUGAUGUAUUUUAGAUUUAAAAGUCUGUUUACAAGAUGAGCGAAGAUUAAGAUCAAUGCUAUUCCAAAUUAAAGUACCGACUCUAGAAAAUGAACGCUUUUGUAAUUCCAAACGAGGAGAAUUAAUGCGUAAAUUAUCUUUUCCAACCAUUUUUGUAUCAUAGUUAUGAUAUUUAGACGUUUUGGUGAAUAAUUCAUGCAGUGCUUCAGGCGCAUGUAUCACAGUUGAUUGUAGUCAACUUAAGAAGUGAGGAAGUAAACUUGCAGUGUUGGCUUUCUGUUUCCUCACUUCAACUGUGGUUGGGUUGGUGCUAUACUACUCUAAUUCUAGUGAGUCAUGCCACCAGAUGUGGUACGUACUUUAUAACUAUGACCUUUAUUAAAAAAAAGGUUAAUUAUAUACUAGUAGUAAUAUACCCCAUAUGGCAGAAUUUAUAAUGAACUUGCAAGGGCUAUAACGUCACCUCGUUCAGAUAGCAUCGGCUCUGGCGGCGGAAGUAAUUAGUAUGCAACGUCACAAUUGCGUCGCGUUACCAUUAGGUUGUGUUACGUGGUUACGUUACCUGUCACGAAACUCAGUGACGCUAGCAUACGUCACCUUAGGUUGCGUUACCAAGUCACAUUACCGAUUUACAUCACAAUAGAGUAACGUUACCAAGUCACGUUACUUAAUAACGGCACAAAUGAUCAGAGAUUAUAAAUAACGUGGUUCGAACAAACAAUUCAUUCAUUUUAAUCAGUGCGUUUGACAAGUGCAUUUCUGGUGGAUUGCGUUGGAUUGUUUUUAAAAUAGCUCAAUUGGUAAGUUUACAAAGUACUUGUUUUUAUUUCAGAUUAAUUAAUAGGUUGGAUUUAGUCUUUCUGACUAAUCUAUUUUCUUAGAUUAAUAUGUUGGAUCUGAUCAAGGCUUGCGAGUCCGAAAGUGAGCUCGAAUUUCUCGAGUAAUUUGACUGAAGAGCAAAAGCAGGCUGUUCUUCAACCAAAAAAUUUUUUGGACAAUGCGAUGGCUGAAGAAAUUGCACGGAAGAAUCCGGUUGGUGUUGACCCUGACAUGAUGGCGAAUUGGACCGAGGAUCAAAGGCGCCAGUUUACCGAAGAUUGGGCUAAUGACGAUGGAUUGUGCAAGUUCGAACAACUCGUGGAAGUUCCGUUGCCUGAACCGUCGGAGACCCAAAUGGGUGAAGGUGGCAAUCAAAAGCACGACAGCGACGACGUUCCCUCAAAAUGCCAAAGAUCAGAGGAGUAUUUCCGUCACUAUUAA
Messenger RNA from Paramuricea clavata, 3956 nucleotides. The record is from the annotation of a GenBank genome assembly. NCBI's taxonomy places the organism in Eukaryota, Metazoa, Cnidaria, Anthozoa, Malacalcyonacea, Plexauridae.